Penicillium nucicola is the source of this 741-nucleotide messenger RNA. Its product is annotated as 40S ribosomal uS17 domain-containing protein. NCBI's taxonomy places the organism in Eukaryota, Fungi, Ascomycota, Eurotiomycetes, Eurotiales, Aspergillaceae. Gene Ontology annotation, biological process: translation. Gene Ontology annotation, cellular component: cytosolic small ribosomal subunit; ribosome. The transcript has 5 exons. The coding region runs from base 1 to 741 and encodes 246 amino acids. Gene Ontology annotation, molecular function: structural constituent of ribosome. The record is from RefSeq and is a predicted model, not a curated record.
AUGAGGGGCAAUGCGGAGCUCGAUUCCGGAGAUCAAAUGCGCAUGGCCGGAGAUCUGUAUCCAGACGUCAACAUUGACAUGCUAUCGUUAAUUGCCCCGAGCGCGUUGCUCCGCAGUCACGCCCGAUCGGGACUAGUGGCGCACACUACGAAUUACCAAAGAAUCCGCGGGUCGACGAAUCUUCCUCAUCUUCGACAGCCGCCAACCCGACCUUUUUCCCCUCGACACCGCUUCCUCGUCGAGACAACAACCGCAACAAUGGCCACCGAGUUGACCGUCCAGUCCGAGCGCGCUUUCCAGAAGCAGCCUCACAUCUUCCUCAACGCUAAGAGCAAGGCCUCCAGCAAGAAGUCCACCUCCGGUCGCCGCUGGUACAAGGAUGUCGGUCUCGGUUUCCGUACCCCCAAGACCGCCAUUGAGGGCUCCUACAUCGACAAGAAGUGCCCCUUCGUCGGCCAGAUCUCCAUCCGUGGCCGUAUCCUGACCGGCAAGGUCGUCUCCACCAAGAUGCACCGUACCAUCGUCAUCCGCCGUGAAUACCUUCACUACGUCCCCAAGUACAACCGUUACGAGAAGCGCCACAAGAACCUGUCCGCUCACGUCUCCCCCGCUUUCCGUGUUGAGGAGGGUGACUGGGUUACCGUCGGCCAGUGCCGUCCUCUGUCCAAGACUGUCCGCUUCAACGUGUUGAAGGUGUUGCCCCGCACUGGCAAGGCUGUCAAGUCUUUCGCCAAGUUCUAA